CGACGGCGGGGGCCGGGUCGGCGGCGCUCGCCCGGGCCCGGCAGGGGCGGGAGCGACAUGUCGGAGCCGCAGACUCCGGGCGCCGAGCGCGACCUCUACCGGGACACGUGGGUGCGAUACCUGGGCUAUGCCAAUGAAGUGGGAGAGGCCUUCCGAUCCAUGGUGCCCAGGGCUGUGGUGUGGCUGAGCUAUGGCGUGUCCAGCUCCUAUGUGUUGGCAGAUGCCAUCGACAAAGGCAAGAAGGCAGGAGAGGUUCAGAACCCUGAGGCAGGCCGCAGCGCCAGGGUGACAGUGGCUGUGGUCGACACCUUUGUGUGGCAGGCCUUGGCCUCUGUGAUCAUCCCAGGAUUCACUAUCAACCGGGUGUGUGCUGCCUCUCUUUACGUCCUGGGCACUGCCACCCGCUGGCCCCUGUCGGUUCGCAAAUGGACCACCACCACACUCGGACUGUUGACUAUCCCUGUCAUCAUCCAUCCCAUUGACAGGUCAGUGGACUUCCUCCUGGACUCCAGCCUGCGCAAGUUCUACCCGUCAGUGGGGAAGCCCAGUUCUUCCUGACUCUACCCUAGUGCCGGGCCUGUGGUUGGCUCCCUCCCACUAGGGAAUGCAGACACCCGGCUCCCUGGGGUCCACAGCCCUGGCACCUACCUGGGUGUGAGCUGGACAGAAGUCUGCAGGCAACGGCCUUCAGGAGCAGCAGCUGCAGAAAAUCUCAGAGGGGGGGCCUGGACCCUCUGCUGGCUUUAUGGGGAGCAGACCCUGGCUUUGACUCUGGGUGAGGAGUCCUGGAGGAUUAGGAGACUGAGGCCCAGAUAGGGCAAGAUCCAUGCCCCAGAUCACUUAGCAAGCUGGUACCAGGAGGCCCUCUGCCCACCUAAAUUGCCCUAUGGCAUCAUGACUGACCACAGCAGGUACUCAGGGAGAAAUGAAGGAGUGGGGCAUUUAGAGGUCCCAGACCAGCCACUUCUGCUGUGGGGACUAUGAGGCCUGGCAGGAGGGCACACAGCCCUGAGCUAAGAGCUGGCCCAAUAAAUCUUUAAGAAGCUGUG
Dipodomys spectabilis (banner-tailed kangaroo rat) is the source of this 1049-nucleotide messenger RNA. RefSeq names its product mitochondrial fission process 1 (gene Mtfp1). Lineage: Eukaryota; Metazoa; Chordata; Mammalia; Rodentia; Heteromyidae. Bases 58 to 558 code for a protein of 166 amino acids. The record is from RefSeq and is a predicted model, not a curated record. The transcript has 4 exons. Gene Ontology annotation, cellular component: mitochondrion. Gene Ontology annotation, biological process: mitochondrial fission.